CAGAUCGAUUCGUUCGGGCGACCUGCCUUCCUGUUAUGAACCCCCCGCCAUCGGCUAUUAUUAUUAAUAGAGGGGUCAGCGAUGUAGCAAAAUAUUCGUGCGAAGGAAGGUGUUAGUUAUUCCUUCUUCCGUCUUCCUUCUUCAACACCAAAAGCAAAAAGCAAAGAUUUAUAGACACAAGGGAAUUGAACAAAUAUAAAGUACGGAAAUCAUGUAUCCCGAUACUUUUGAAGGCUUUCAGACCGACUCCUCGGAGACGUGGACUACUUUCACUAAGAGAGAGUUCAAACCCAAGCCAUUCGAAGACCACGAUGUCGACGUGAAGAUCGAAGCCUGCGGCGUCUGCGGCUCCGACGUGCACACCAUCACCGGCGGCUGGGGCGCCAAGAACUUCCCCUUCUGCUGCGGCCACGAAAUCAUCGGGAAAGCGGUGCGGGUCGGGCCCAAAGUGACGCUGAUCAAGGAGGGCGAGCGCGUCGGCGUCGGCGCCCAGAUCUACUCGUGUUUGGAGUGCAAGCAGUGCAAGAACGACGAUGAGACUUAUUGCGUGCAUCAGAUUGAUACCUAUGGUGCCAUCUGGCCUGGCACGGAUAUCGUUACGAAUGGUGGGUUCGCAAGCCAUAUCCGCGUGCACGAGCAUUGGGUAUUCCCCAUCCCCGACGCGCUGGAGACGCACAUCGCAGCGCCGAUGCUCUGCGCGGGUCUGACAGCCUUCUCGCCCCUGGUGCGCAACGGCGCCGGCCCCGGCAAGAAAGUCGGCAUCGUGGGACUCGGCGGCAUCGGGCACUUCGGGAUCAUGUGGGCGAAAGCGCUCGGGGCCGAGACGUGGGCGAUCUCACGCACGCACGCCAAGGAAGCAGACGCCAAGACGCUCGGGGCUGAUGGGUUCAUCGCCACGGCGGACAAGGACUGGGAGGUGCCGCACCGCAUGACGUUUGACCUCAUUGUCAACUCGGCGAACAGCACCGAGGGAUUUGAGUUGGAGAAGUAUCUGUCCCUGCUGGAUGUGCAUGGCCGCUGGAUCAGCGUUGGGUUGCCCGAGGGCGCGGGUCAGGAGGUUAGGUCAACUACGUUUAUAGCGAAUGGAUGUUUGAUUGGAGCGACGCAUUUGGGAUCCCGUAAGGAGAUGAUCCGAAUGUUGAACCUGGCUGCGGAUAAAGGGCUGAAAAGUUGGGUUGAAAAGAUCCCUAUCUCGGAGAAGGGAUUGGCGGAGGCGGUAACGCGACUCAAAAAAAACGACGUCAAAUACCGCUUCACCUUGACAGACUACGACAAGCAAUUCUCGUAGACGAAAAUGUAUGUAUCUUGGGGAGUUAGUUGGAGGCGGGGAGUUGCGAGGUGAUGAGUGAUGAGUGAUGAGUGAUGAACCCUGGGGGAGUUGUAUGUAGCUAAGUAGGCAAGGAGUUGUAAGUGGAGUGCGCAUGCGUGUACAUGCUUGGUCUGUCGCUUUGCCUUUUGCUAAAAAAUAGAAUUAAAUCAGAUCGAGCCAGAUCAUAUUCAUACCCUCUUCUACAAGAUUUAGUGAAGGGAUGGAUGUGUAUUUGACAUACGUCUCUAGCAAAGGGAGAAGAUACCUUAGAUAAUAAAGUCAAGUCGAGAAGAUACCUUAACUAACUUCCUUCUAUUUUCAUUGCUUUUGAAGUAUAUGUCCUCCUCCAUCCAUACCUCCCCCCUUCCUUCUCGUCCCUCCUUCUUCCAAACGAAAAAAAA
This is a messenger RNA of Amorphotheca resinae ATCC 22711, 1710 nucleotides long. RefSeq lists its product as hypothetical. Gene Ontology annotation, molecular function: zinc ion binding; alcohol dehydrogenase (NADP+) activity. The transcript is spliced from 4 exons. Lineage: Eukaryota; Fungi; Ascomycota; Leotiomycetes; Helotiales; Amorphothecaceae. The coding region runs from base 212 to 1288 and encodes 358 amino acids. Gene Ontology annotation, biological process: alcohol metabolic process. The record is from RefSeq and is a predicted model, not a curated record.